AUGGAGCCCCUCUCCUUCCAGGAAUACAUCUGCUCCCUGGACCCCACCACCCUGCCCCGUGUCCUCAGGAUUUGCGCCGGUGUCUACUUCCAAGGGUCCGUGUAUGAGAUAUCAGGCAAUGAAUGCUGCUUGUCAACGGGCGACCUGCUGAAAAUCAUGGCUGUGACACUGCAGAAGGUCAUUUGCGAGGACACAGAGACAGGGCAGACAACAGAGCUGCCACCAACGUUUAAGGGUCUUUUCCAGCCUGCCCAAGCCCCGGGACCAUACCCAACACCGCAGAGACCGUUCCUGGAGGGCAGCAGGCAGCAGGGCCUGACACUGCACCAGGUGCUGGGGCAGUGGGACGGGCGGCCACAGCCCCUGCUGUGCCCCGCCAUCAGCCCCCACAUCCUGCUCCUGCACCCUGUCUACGAGGUGCACGCCGCCAUGCACCUUCGUCGGGAUGUGGUGAAGAUCCCCUCCACGCUGGAGGUGGAUGUGGAGGACGUCACGGAGGAGGCGCAGCACAUUCACUUCGCCCAGCCGCUGCUGCUGAAGGCUGACUACAGCCUUUGGGAUCUGCGGCGCAACCUCCAACUGCCUCGAUCCUGCAGAAAGGUGCCCACUUUCCUCAAAGGCAAGCCACCCGUACGCCACUAG
This is a messenger RNA of Charadrius vociferus (killdeer), 642 nucleotides long. It is a transcript of the gene THEMIS2, whose product is annotated as thymocyte selection associated family member 2. Gene Ontology annotation, biological process: T cell receptor signaling pathway. The record is from RefSeq and is a predicted model, not a curated record. NCBI's taxonomy places the organism in Eukaryota, Metazoa, Chordata, Aves, Charadriiformes, Charadriidae. The transcript is spliced from 5 exons. The coding region runs from base 1 to 642 and encodes 213 amino acids.